This is a messenger RNA of Strongyloides ratti, 4011 nucleotides long. RefSeq names its product Stall. The record is from RefSeq and is a predicted model, not a curated record. Gene Ontology annotation, biological process: extracellular matrix organization; proteolysis. The coding region runs from base 1 to 4011 and encodes 1336 amino acids. The transcript has 5 exons. NCBI's taxonomy places the organism in Eukaryota, Metazoa, Nematoda, Chromadorea, Rhabditida, Strongyloididae. Gene Ontology annotation, cellular component: extracellular matrix. Gene Ontology annotation, molecular function: metalloendopeptidase activity.
AUGAAGAAUAAAUUUUAUAAAUUUCCUAAUCUUCAAUGGGGUAUAAAAUGGUUCCUAAGUAUUUUAUAUUUAAUAAAUAUUUCUUAUGGAUUUCAUCAUAAAUUAACAAAACGGGAAUUACUACACACAUUUGGGGUUGAAAACUACAGAGACACUCCAGAAUAUUUAUUUAUUAAUGCAGAAAAGAAUAUUGAUCAUGUAGGGAAUAAAUAUAUAAAAUUUAAUGCAUGGAAUGAUACAUUUUUAAUAUUAUUAAAACCAAAUUAUAACAUUAUUGGAAAAGAUAUUACAACCGUGAUAAGAGAUGGAAAUAAAACUACUCAAUUUGAUUUUAAUUUUAAUGAUUGCCAUUAUAAAGGUGAAGUAAAAUCUCAUGGAGUUAAUUCAGCAAUAUCAGAUUGUUCUGAACAAUUAUUAGGAACAAUUGCAAUGGAAGAUCAUUUUUUAAUACUUCAAACAAUUCCUAGACGUAUCAAAAAUAUAUAUAAUAAAAAACAUAUAAUAUUUAAGCGAUCAACAGCCUUAAUUCCAGAACAGGUUAUUAUGGAUAUAGAAAAAAAAAAGAAGAUGAAUAUAUUAAAUGACUCACCAAUCACUAAUAAGGUAGAAGAAUUUUGUGAUGUUGAUUCAAAAAAUCUGGUUAUUAAUUAUACUUUGCCCCCUGAAGCGAAAAUUGAUUCAUUAUUUAUAUUUCCUCAAAUGGAUCCAAUGACACUUGAAAUUGCUCUUUUUUUAGAUUCUGAAUUAUAUAAAUAUUUUAAGAGAGAAUUUGCCUUAGAACCAGAAAAACAUUUAAUGGAUUUUAGUUUAGCUUUAAUAAACAAUGUUCAUCUUCUAUAUCAACAACCAACACUUUCACCUAAUCUUGAAAUUGUUAUUGUACAUUUUGAAUUAUGGAAAAGUCAACCAAAUGAGUUAGAGACAUUUAUUCAUCGUAAUGGUCAGGCACAAACAUUAUUAGAUGCAUUUUGUAGGUAUCAAAGUAGGAUAAAUCCUGGUACAGAUUUAACGGAUAGUGGUCAUUGGGAUCAUGGUGUUAUGUUAACUGGAUAUGACAUAUAUCAUACAACAAAGUCAGUUGCUGGUGUUGCACCAGUUGGGAGGAUGUGUGAUGAUGUCUUUUCAUGUUCACUAGUAGAGGGUCUUCAUUUAGGUAGAAGUUUUGUAUUAGCACAUGAAAUGGGUCAUUCAUUUGGUAUGGUUCAUGAUGGAGUUCAAAAUGAAUGUCAUAAAAGUUCAUAUCUAAUGUCUAGUGUAAAUGGUGCAGGAAAGACUACCUGGAGUGAAUGUAGUUCAAGAGAAUUUACAGCAUUUUUAAGGCAAUUAGAUGAAAGUGGUAGAGGUAAUUGUUUACGUGAUCCAGCAGUAUCUAUAUCAACAGCAGAUCACCUAAAAGAUGGUAGAUUACCUGGACAAAGAUUUACCCUUGAUCAACAAUGUAGUUAUUUUUGGGGGACUGAUUAUCAGGUUGAAAUUCCAAAUGGAAGAAAAUUAGAAGAUAUUUGUAGAAUAUUAUGGUGUGGAAAUAAUGGAUCAACAAUUUCAACAGCACACCCUGCAUUAGAAGGUUCAUGGUGUGGUGAUCGAAAAUGGUGUAAUCAUGGAAAAUGUAAAAGAUGGAAUUUUGAUGGUGAUGAACCAAAAGUUAUUAAUGGUGAAUGGUCUUCAUGGUUUAGUAAAGAAUCUAGUUGUCCAAUAACACCAUGCCAAAUUACGGGUAGUAUAAGUGUUAGAAGUCAAAUUAGAACAUGUAACAAUCCAGCACCUAAUAAUGGUGGUAGAGGAUGCCAAGGAAAUAAUAUUAGAGGAAUAAUAUGUGGUUCACCACAUUGUAAUGGAUUCAAUCAACAACAAUAUGGUGAUAAAUUAUGUAGUGCUCUUAAGAAUGAUAAAACAAAACCAGAUCGUCAAUUGAGUGGAAAAAGUUUUUUACAUCAUCAACAACCAUGUAAAGUUUGGUGCCAUUUAAAAGAUUCUGAAUUAAUAAGAAAUAAAGGACAAUUUCCAAAUGGAUCACCAUGUGGUGAUGGAAAAUAUUGUGUUGGUGGAAGUUGUUUAAAAGUUUCUUGUAACAGUACAAUGUUAACUAAUGAUGAAGAAGAUUGUGAAAAAAAUUUAUCAGAUAAAAUUGAUACAUCUAAAGUAUGGGGUCAAUGGAGUAGUUGGUCAAAUUGUUCUGUUGACUGUGGAACAUCUGGUGUACAAAAAAGAACUAGAGAAUGUGUGGUAAGUUUGAAAAAUAAUAUAAAUAAAAAGAAAAUAUUAAAACCAAAAAUUGAUGCAAAAAGGCAGGCGACAAAUUUUUUAAAUAUUUUCAAACCACAGUUACCUAAAAAAAAUCCUAAAAAAGUAGCCCCAAAAAAAGGAAAAAAAAAUAAAAAUAAUAAAGGAAAAAAAGGAGGAAAACCAAAAAAUCCAAUAUUAUUAAAUGAAGAUUUGAAUUGUUUUGGAAAUUCAUUAGAAAUAAGACCAUGUGAUCCAAAACCACCACCAUGUAUUAUUCUUGGAACAUGGGAAGAAUGGUCAUCAUGUAAUAAUGGUGAACAGGUAAGAAGGCGAAUUUGUUUAUCUGGUGAUAAUUGUAUAGAAGAAGAAAUGGUAGAAAAAAAAAAGUGUGAUACAGUUAAAGAAUGGUCAUCAUGGCUUCCAUGUUCUGUAUCAUGUGGUAUAGGAUUUCAAGUUAGAGAAAGAUUAUGUAAUGGUGUAACUUGUAAAGAUUCACAAAAACAAGCAAAAACUUGUAAUAUACAAAAUUGUAUUUCAAUAGAAAAAGAAAAAUAUCAAUUAGGUGAAUGGUCAGAAUUUUCAGAAUGUUCAAUGACAUGUGGUGAAGGAUUAAAAACACGUAUAAGAAGUUGUAUAAAAGGUGUUUGUCCAAUUUCAUUAAAGUAUACAGAAACUGUUACUUGUAAUGUUGGAGAUUGUGAUAAUAAAUGGAGUGAAUGGAAAGAGUGGGGAGAAUGUGAUGCCAUAUGUGGAGAAGGAAAACAAAAAAGAUUUAGAACUUGUAAAGCUGACUUUGUAUUUUUAUGUAGUGGUGAUAGUUUUGAGGAAAAACCUUGUUUUGGAGAACCAUGUAUUAUGAGGAGUUCAAUAACAUUGCAACAUACAAAUUUACCAACAUGGUCAGAAUGGUCUUCAUAUUCAGAAUGUUCCUGUUUUUCACAAACACAAUAUAAAAGAAGGUAUUGUCAAAUUUCAGAUCCAUCACUUCAAGGAUUUUGUAUAGGACCAAUAACAGAUACAAGAUCAUGUCAACCAAUUAAUUGUAGACCUAUAAAUGGUGGUUGGAGUGAAUGGAGUGAAUUUAGUGAAUGUAGUAAAAAAUGUGGUACAGCAAUAGGUCAUCAAAUAAGAAAUAGAAUGUGUUCUUCACCAUUACCUGCAAAUAAAGGUGCUUAUUGUUCUGGUUAUUCAUUUGAUCAAAGACCAUGUCGUGGAGAUAUUGAAAAAUGUACAGAACCACCAGUAGAUGGAGGUUGGAGUGAAUGGACUGAAUUUGGAGAAUGUAUAGAUUGUAAAUAUACUUCAAGAACACGUUAUUGUAAUAAUCCAAUACCUAAAAAUAAUGGAAAAUCAUGUAAAGGAAAAGAUUUUGAAAUGAAAGAAUGCUCAUGUAAUGAUGAUUCAAAUAUAAAUGUAGAAGGUUCGGGUAAUAUUAAUCAUUGGGGUGAAUGGAGUGAAUGGAAUAACAAUAAUACUUGCCUUACAGAAAGAUUUAGAGUUUGUUUUGGAUCUUGUACAGGAGAAGCAUAUGAAAAAAAAGAUAAAUGUUAUAAUGAAAUAGAUAAGUAUAAUGAAUGGAGUGAAUGGAGUAAUUGUCAAAUCACAAACUGUUCUACCUUAUCUUCUACUCGAACAAGAUCACGAAGUUGUGUAACAUCAUGCAAAGAACAUUACAAAAUUGAAGAAGAGUCUUGCAAUCAAAAAUUUCAAGUUAAGGGAAUUAAAAAAUUUUAUAAGUUAAAAUCAUGUUCUAGUUUUGUUAAAAAUUUAAUAGCUAAUUUUUAA